CUAUGAAACUAAUGACAGCUCUGGUCAAUGUAGCUUUGAAUCUGAGUGUUAGUCAAGAUAAUACCCAACGUCAAUAUGAUGCGGAAAAAGCCAAGCAAACACCAAAAAGAGCUGCUGAACGUCUAGAAAUGUUACUUGCCAAAAGAAAGGAAUUACAAGAAAAUAUGGAAGAAGUUAAUCAGAUGAUGAAUAACAUAUUUAAAGGAGUCUUUGUUCAUAGAUACAGGGACACCCAGCCUGAGAUUCGUGCCAUUUGUCUUGGUGAAAUUGGAAUAUGGAUGAAGAAUUACAGUGAAACAUUUCUCAGUGAUAGUUAUCUUAAAUAUGUUGGCUGGACUCUGCAUGACAAGGUUGGUGAAGUCAGACAAAAGUGUUUAUUUGCAUUAAUUCCACUGUUCAACAACCCAGAACUAGCGCCAAAACUUGAACUCUUUACAAAUAGAUUUAAGGAUAGAAUUGUUGCUAUGGUAUUGGAUAAAGAGGUGGAUGUUGCAGUACAAGCUAUUAAAGUGGUCACUCUUAUCUUCAAGUUGAAUGAAGAUAUUCUAAGUUGUGAAGACAGAGAGAAUGUCUACCAGCUUGUUUAUUCUUCUCAUCGCAAUGUAGCUCAGGCAGCUGGAGAAUUUCUCAAUGAAUGUCUCUUUAAACGAGAGGAUAUACAAGCCACUCACCGUAGUAAUAAAAGACGAAGUGCUAAUGCUCCUCUUAUUAAAGACAUGGUACAGUUCUUCAUUGAAAGUGAGCUGCAUGAACAUGCUGCCUAUUUGGUAGAUGCUCUAUGGGAUGUCAAUGAUAUGGUCAAAGAUUGGGAUUGUUUGACAGAAUUGUUACUAGAGGAACCAGGAAGAGGGGAAUCAG
Saccoglossus kowalevskii is the source of this 858-nucleotide messenger RNA. Its product is annotated as cohesin subunit SA-1-like. Gene Ontology annotation, molecular function: chromatin binding. Gene Ontology annotation, cellular component: chromatin; cohesin complex; nucleus. The record is from RefSeq and is a predicted model, not a curated record. Lineage: Eukaryota; Metazoa; Hemichordata; Enteropneusta; Harrimaniidae. Gene Ontology annotation, biological process: sister chromatid cohesion.